AUUUCUGCCCAGGAGGAGUCAGGGCGGACUGUGAGGGACAAUGAGUGGGGGCUGAUAGAGGAGCUUCUCUACAGUGAAGCGCCGCCAUCUUGCAGUACGGACGAAAAGGUGCCUUCAUAAAAUGCCCGUCGAGAAUCCCCUCUUUUUUCGCUCCGCUCCCAAGAUGGCGUCGAUGCGGGAGAGCGACACCGGCCUGUGGCUGCACAACAAACUGGGCUCCACGGACGAGCUGUGGGCGCCGCCGAGCAUCGCCUCGCUGCUCACGGCCUCGGUCAUCGACAACAUCCGUCUCUGUUUCCACGGCCUUUCCUCGGCCGUCAAGCUCAAGCUGCUCCUGGGGAUGCUGCACCUGCCCCGCCGGGCGGUGGAUGAGAUGAAAGGGGCACUGACUGAAAUUAUCCAGCUCGCUACCUUGGAUUCAGACCCCUGGGUCUUAAUGGUAGCUGAUAUUUUAAAAUCCUUUCCAGAUACUGGCUCCCUUAACCUUGAUCUUGAAGAACAGAAUCCCAAUGUUCAAGAUAUUUUAGGAGAGCUUAGAGAGAAAGUAAGUGAAUGUGAAACCUCAGCUAUGUUGCCGUUGGAAUGCCAAUACUUAAACAAAAAUGCCUUGACAACACUAGCUGGGCCACUUACUCCCCCAGUGAAACAUUUCCAGCUGAAAAGGAAACCUAAAAGUGCCACUCUCAGAGCUGAACUCUUGCAGAAGUCAACAGAAACUGCGCAGCAGCUCAAGAAGACUGCAGGAGUGCCUUUCCAUGCCAAAGGCAGGGGACUGGUCAAGAAGAUAGAUACAACAACACCACUCAAAGGAAUACCAAAACAAGCUCCGUUCAGGAGUACUUCAGCUCCCAGUGUUUUUAGUCCUUCUGGAAACAGAACUCCUAUUCCUCCGUCAAGAACACCUUUGCGCAAAGAAAGAGGAGUAAAGCUUCUAGAUAUCUCUGAGCUGGAUAUGGUAGGUGCUGGCCGUGAAGCAAAGAGAAGAAGAAAGACAUUAGAUACAGAAGUUGUGGAAAAGCAAGCCAAAGAAGAAACAGUAGUAGAAAAUGCUACCCCAGAUUAUGCUGCUGGCCUUGUAUCUACACAGAAACUUGGCUCGUUGAACAAUGAGCCUGCACUACCUUCUACAAGUUAUUUACCUGCUACCCCCAGUGUGGUGCCGUCUUCCUCCUACAUCCCAAGCUCUGAAACACAGCCAGCUGGCUCUGCACGAGAGGCCUUGCAGACCAACAGACAGACAGAAGAGCCUGCAGCUCCAAAUGCUACUACAACUCUUCCUGCACAGUUCAAACAAAGAACACCCAUGUACAACAGCAACUCUAAUCCCCCUGCAGCUACACCUACCUCACCCCUAACACCCACCACACCUCCUGCCAUCUCCCCUGCGGCACAGGCACCACAAGUGGCCCCCCAAACUCAGCAACAGCCACCACCGAAGAAAAGCCUCUCUCUCACAAGGGAGCAAAUGUAUGCUGCACAGGAAAUGUUCAAGACUGCAAACAAAGUUACAAGGCCAGAAAAGGCUCUUAUACUUGGAUUCAUGGCAGGAUCCAGAGAGAAUCCCUGCCAAGAGCAAGGUGACAUCAUCCAAAUUAAACUUAGUGAACAUACAGAAGAUUUACCAAAGGCAGAUGGCACGGGCAGCACCACUAUGUUGGUUGACACAGUCUUUGAAAUGAACUAUGCUACUGGUGAAUGGACCAGAUUCAAGAAGUACAAACCUAUAACUAAUGUUUCCUAAGAGAUGCAGCAGCAGCAGAUUGGACCAAAUCAAGUUUAGAGUCAACCAGCUCAUAGAGUAUGUCAACUGUACAAAAUGGCAUUCAUGUGUACAUUUCUUAUUACCCUCCAGAGUAGAAGCUGUGCUCUUCAACCAAACUGAGCUCAGUGAACACAGAAGUGUUUGAUGGUGUCAAACUCACUUAAUUUUUUUUAUUAAUCUUGGGAGAGGGAAAGAUGAUCUUGGGGGAGGGGGGGAGACAUUGUUGGUGUGUUUUUUGUUCAGGAUGCUGAAAAAGGAGAUCACAGCUGAAAGGUUACAGAUGGGAGCAGUUUACUGCUAAGUACCAGAAGAGAAGACUACUGCACAGUCACUCACGGUUUACUGUUAACUGAGGGCACAGAUCUUUAUUAUAAAAUCAUUUUCUUUGGCAACAUAAGUUCUGUCGUAAGAAUGGAUGUUUGAAGAACCACAGGUCGGUACUUGAUGAUUUUGUAUUUCAGCUGCAGUAUAACUAUUGCAGAUGGUAGAUGUCCGUGUCUAAGGGUACCCAGUGGAUGUUUAGCUUAUUUAUGCUUGGGUCAUAGGAUGAAAUUGAGUAGCUUUGUUUUAGCAGUGGGAACGAAGUGGCACGGACCCCCUUAUGCAUCCAAAGGAGAUCACUUUAUUGUAGAAAUCAGCCCCUUUUUAUACCUUUUAAUCUCAACCUGACAUAACUGAAACCAAAAAGAACAGAAAGAAGGCACCCAUUGGCUGGCUCAGCUGCAGUGCUGCUGUCCACGUGUCCUAUCAUCCAGUCAGCUUCCUGCUCAUACACUGUCCUCGUUUCUCCAGCCGAUCACACUCUCACUUCCAACUGUCCCUCAGUGACUCUCUCCUCACUCCUGACUGCCUCUCACCCCUCAGCUGAUUUCCACCCCUCCAGCCUGCAGCUGUGCCUUUCCCAUGGGGCCUUCUGGGGAGCAUAAGCCUUAACCACUUUAAUAAUCAUUAUCCCAUGUCCUACAUCUCCCCCCUCUUUUUUAUUAAGCAAUGAAGACCUACUAGGAAAAACCUAAGCCAUUCCUAAGACAUUAGUAACAGUGACAAUAAUAAUAACUAUUACAACUUUUCAAAAACUGUAACUGAGGCUUCUCUGUUGUGAGUAGUAACACUUAACAGGAACAUAAUUCAAUUUUGAAUGAAAUUAACAAGGUGAAGCUUACAACUGCCUAUAUGCUUUGCUAUCACCCAGGGUCUACCAAGGAGCCUUCUUUUCACACUGAGGACUUGGAAGGCCUUUCCUGGACAAGGCUUCCAUGUUUACCUCAAAGGAAUGUGGUCAAGCUUUUGCAAAGCUAAAUCAGUGAGUCAUUUUUUUGUACAGAAACACCUGGCUUUGAUAGCAUACUUUUCCUUGCCAGUCAAGGCCAUAGCUUGGCCAGAGCUAAGACCUAGACUGGGAAGGCUUUCCUAUCGUAUCCUUAAAAGAAAUCUUCAGUAAUAACACACAGAACAAUCGGCUUUGUCAUAAAUAACUUGUAAAUAACUAUAACUAUGUACAUGUAUAAACAACUCCUUUGAAAGAACCAUUUAUCUUUUUGUCACAAACAAACCAAUCCAAAACUAUCAGAGGAAACAUCUCUUUGUUUCAGUGAAACCUGCAGCCUCCAGGCAGGUUUGCUCCUCUGAGGAGGCAAGGCAGAGGUGCAAGGUCCUGGAGGCUAGCAGCAGCAAUGCUGGGGCUCGCUGUAAAGGUGGCAUGGCAGUGCCCCUGCCAGGGCAGCCACCUGCUCACUGCUGGUGGCCCUGUGCCCCAGAAGAGUGCAGCAUGGCAGCAUUGGCUGCUUCUGCUGCUGGUGGCCCCGUGCCCUGACUGCUGCUUCUGGGUGGAUGUAUGAGACAAGUGUUCUGGUGACAGCCACUGGGCUGGCCGUGCUGUUGUUGCUGGACCACGCUUCGUGAAUGGCGUUGCUGUACUUGACAGGCUGGCAGUCCCUGAUGUGCCUGUGGCUGGCCCUAGGCCACCUGCAGCAAGGUGAGCAGUGUCCAUGUGGCCACCAGGCCUGCCCUGACCCCCACCCAGCCAGGACCCCCUGCAUAUGUGUCCAAAACUGAAAGUGCGCAGCUCAAGCCCCUGCCAGAGAGUUAGUAUUACGAGCAGUAGUUCCUACGUUUUGGCAUGCUCUAACCGUAUCUGCUACAUCACAAGUACAUGGGUUAUGAACAGCAAGCAGUGCUUUUCUACAGUCUUGGUUCACAUUUGUAAAUGCGAGCUGCUGCAGCAGUGUAACUCCGGCCUCAUUAUUGCUGACUUGCCAGGAGAGCGUGGCAUGCAGUCUAUCCAGGAACUGCACAAAUCUGCUGGACCCUAUAAAAUCUUAGCAAAAGACAUAUUAGAAUUGAUACCUAUCCCUGGGAGUCGCUGCAGGGCUAGGUGAGUGAUGGUAUCACAUCCAUCAUGUGGGUAGCCUGCGCUGCAGGGAGUGCAAAGGGGCCCUCUCCAGUCAGCUGCGCAAUGGCAACUGGUGCAUUUCUGUCCUGCAGCGCUUCUGCUGGGCUGUACACAGCUGUCAGUAAUCAGUUAGCCAGACUGCAAACUGCAUCACUGUUAGAAUAAUUUUCCUUGUGCUUUUUCAGUCAUGGGGUGUGAGGAUGUACGCAGUACUGAGAGACUCAAGGUAGCUUAGGGCGCGAUGGGAGGGUACGCUCUGUUCUUUCACUAGCACCCUCAGGUCUUUAUAGUCUAGCUUUUGGUCUGCUGUGUGUUGUUUUGGUGCAUCUAUUACUGGGCAGGUCGAAAUGACCGCCAAGUUGCCCUCCUUCAUGGUGGCUUCCCAGCAUUGUUGCCAACGCUGGACUACUGCAUCGCCCUCUUGGGCCGGAAGUGAGUCUGCCACCCGCUCGUGAUGUGGGAAUUCUGCGCCAAAAGGGCCAGCCACGCAGGGAUUUUAUCAGGGUAAGGCAGUUCCAUGGGGCUUGGGUUGGUCUCGGGAUAAGGGAAUUCAGCAGGGUUUGGGCCCAUCUUGGAGUCGUGUAUGGUUUGGUGGCGCUGAGGGUUUGGGGGAAUUAACUUCUGAAGUCGUGUAAUGGCUGACAUUUGCAUGGCUUCCUUUAAAGGCUGCCACGAUUGGCCCCCAUGUAGCGAGGUGCCCGCAAGCUUCGGCAUUGCCGUCCCUGGUGGUAUCAAAAAGUCUCUGCCCUAUUGCUUGCCAGGUUUCUGAUCAAAGGGGCCCACUAAAGGGAAAAUCUUUAACUUGAUUAGACAUCCAGUCCAGCAGGGUGCUUAGUUUCACAUCAGCCAUAUUAAUAGAUUGCUGAUGUAGGAGCCGCCUGACCUGGCCCAAACUCCUGCUUUGUUCCCCUGAUAUUCCACCUCCCAUACUCUCUCCCACUGGUCUCCCCAUCCUUUCGGUGAGGUGCACACACUUUAAAUGCCCAAGUUCCUUCCUGAACUCUCUGGAUCCUGCCUGGCCGGUUCCUUGACCUAGUGGGAGCUGGUACCAGAGCGGACUGCGCACCCUGAGCCACCUUUAUAGGUCCCUGUUUAGGCCAGCCAGCAGUGGGGAGCAAAGCAACACGGACCUCCUUAUGCAUCUGAAGGAGAUGGCUUUAUUGUAAAAACUGGUCCCCGUUAUACCUUUAAUCUCAACCUGACAUAACUGAAACCAAACUGAGACCUAACAGAACAGAAAGAAGGCGCCCAUUGGCUGGCUCAGCUGCCAUGCUGCUGUCCGUGUGUCCUACCAUCCAAUCAGCUUCCUGCUCUUACACUGCAUGUUUCUCCAGCCAAUCACACUCUCACUCCCAGCUGUCACUCAAUGACUCUCCUCACUCCUGACUGCCUCCCACCCCUCCAGCCUGCGGCUGUGCCUUUCCCGUGGGGCCUUCUGGGGAGCAUAAGCCUUAACCACUUUAAUUACGCCAUAUCCUACAUCUUGUUAACUCUCCAUAUUGUCAAUGUACACGCCCAGCAUGAGUUAAUCUUUAUUUGGCGUGAUUUGAGAUAGACAGAAACUGAGUAUCAUAACUUUCUGAAGGAAAAAAGCCAUCAAAAUGAUAAAAGUAACUGUGGCUUGUCGCUGCCAGGACGUGAUAGUUUCUUGCCAUAGGAGUCUUGGGGCAGAAGUUGAUCUAUGGCUCUUGCAUAACUAACCCUUUGCACAGCAUAACUUACCUGGAGGAAGGGAAACAACUGCAUCUCAAAACCAAUUGGAGCUUAAUUUAAAAAUGGCCCUAGAAAUGGUUGAGACACAUCUGAGUAGAAGUAGUUUUGUUGUCUUGAGGCACUAUUAAUGUAUGUUUGGUUGAGCAGUCAAAAGCUGCUUGAUUGCCAAACCCUGACCCAAAAAAUUUUAAAUGACUGUAGCUGUGGUUCUUACCAGUGUAGUUUUAUCAGUUUAAUUGCUAAUGUGAUCACAAUCAUACUGGCAUAUAAAUGUGCCUUGUACUUGUCCCUUGCUAGUAGAAGCACAUUUUUAUCUUUACAACUGUGUUCAUACCACUGGUGUAAUCUGGCUUUAAUGCUACAAGCAAAGCUGGCAGUUACUGAGAGGAUUUAUGUACAUUAGUCAGGAUUCCUUCUUGGGACACUUAGCUUCAUCAUUUGAAGGAGUCUUGAAUUCAGUGUCUGGUUUCUGCCAGUACUUGUGUGUGGAGCUGUGCUUGGCUGGGAAUGCUGCUUAGAAGGAAGAAAUACAAAGAUGAGUAGCAGAGUGGUGAUGUGUUGAGGAGGUACCUUGGGCUGACUUAAAGAUUCAUGUUGAAGUGGAACUUUUAGGACUAAAUGAGGCUUUUUUUUUUUGUUCCUCUUUUCUGAAAAAAAGCAGACCAAAUCCCAUAGUACACUUGUAUACUAAUAAAGACAUUUAGAUGUUUAAUUAGAAUCUUUUUUUUUAUUGGGGAAUUUUUUUAUUGUAUUUUAAUCUUUGUUUUUCAAUCAAACUACCCAACAGGACAGGGUAACUAUAAAUAAUAUUUUAAAAAAUGCCCUGUAUUCUGCAGUGUUUUAAGAUGUGACCAAAAGUGUAGAUUUCUUAACUUUAUUUAAGCAAAUACACAGAAUGUUCUAGCUCCUGUAACAGGCAGGGUAUUUGAUGGUAACUGCUGCUGUUACAGAGUGUUGUGCAUGUUUUAGUGUGAAAGUUGCUCACAUGUAACUGUCACAUCGGGGCUGUCCUCCCCAGAAUUACCCAUUUCAGAAACAACGGAUUGCAAUUUUGAUUCCAACUUUUCUUUUUAAACAGCUUGACAAGUGAGGGUGAGUAGUGAGCUUUAGUUUUUAGGAGUUUACUAGAAUGUGUUAUGGUUAUAACUUAUUUGGUUUUAGAGUGUUACACAGUGAGGGCUAAUGACAGGAUAUGAAAGUAUUCAUCUUUUAGAAGAAAGGUUUAAAGAAAAGUGACAUUCCUUUUGUUGUCUGCAUUCAGAUUUUGAAGUUUCCUUGUGAUGACCAGUUUUCUGCACGUGUGUAAUUCUGUCUUAACUGUUCCCGCUUGCUAGAUGAGCUGCAAAUAUCAGAUACAGCUGUUAAGAAUGAGCAUUUAGAAAACUGGCUGGCUUGAUGGGCACGUACUGUCAUUGUAAACUGUUCAUGCAAGACCUGUGCUGUUCAGUCGUGGUCAGGAGCUGCUUGUGAUGGCUCUUUUGGCUUACUUGAGGUUAAUGGUGGUCCCUCACUAAACUCUCUGGGGCCACAGAAGCCUGCAUUUCAGACCUGUGCUUUGGGUGGAGAUAGCUGUCCCUCUGCUCUCCAAGAAGCCCUUCUAGAAUGCAGUGGAGUCCUUUGAGUGCGGUAGUGUGCAGGAAGCUUAACCAUGCUGCUGUUUGUAAUUGCUGCAUAAUGCAGUUGGUCUCCAGGCCUGUUUGUCUAAAGUCAGUCAUAGGCAAUAAAUGGAAAUUUUAAGUAGAACUAUAGUAUAUUUUUAGUUCUGUGAACUCAUUAGGAUGAGACAAUGUAACAAUGCAAAAUUAUUUUUUUUUUAAGUCACUCUAUGACCUUCAAUACCAGAGGAUUACUUCAACUUGAUCUGUGAAUCUAUAAAGUGUUUAAAUGCCUAAAGAAGGGAAAGUUUCUGGAACAUUGUUAAAGUGAUACAGUGAGAAGUAAAACUACAUGGAGUUAUUUGGUUCAGUGAAUUAAAUAAUCAAAUCUGUGUUCUGGAAGUAGGAAUAAUGCCAGACAAAUCAGAAAGGGAAACUUCAAUAUUGAAAUUCCAAUAUAUUGGAAUUGUUACAUACAGAACAAAAUCUGGCCUUGGAACUUGACAUUUUUUGUCUUGAAUACUCAGUCACUUGGAUGUGAAGUUACUCAGUGAGGCUCAGUGUGUGCUGUCAGGUAAAGGUGUAAGGUUAAACAAAAGCAUUUCAUUACUCUAGAAUGACUUGCAGAUUUACUGUGUUGACCAGAGAAGUAAUACAGAGUUUUCUUAAAGCUUGUUUUUUUCCUUUCCUUAUGCCUUUAUCCAAGCAUGAAGUUUUAGGAAGUAGCAAGCCCAGACUUAAGAACUUAAGAGUUGUGGGCUUGAGCUGCAAGGGGGAUGUCCCAGUCUCUCUUGCCCUUGCUUGUAGAGAAGCUGCUGUCUGUGCAAGCCUAGGCAUGAUAUGAAUUAGGUUCUUGGAUUUGAGUGUGAAAUACUGCAGAAAGAAGCAGUGAAAGUGGCUUGUGAUUUCCCUGUUCCUGUCCAGACUUUGUUUUUAGGGGAGAAAGAGCGCAUUCAUCUUACCCAGGGUUCUUCAACAAUUUGUCCUAUAGUGAAGUGCUAGGUUUCUGAAGGCUCCAUUUUCUUUCAUGUGUGCUGUGAGGACCAGAAAGAGUGAAAUGAGUGUAACAAAGAAAGGGAGCCCAAGAAGGAUGCUGAGAUCACAGAUUCCAUCUUUCUGUUCAUUCUUUUGCUACUCUAAUGCUUUGUGGUUAUCUCCAUACAAACCAUCUAGGCUUAGUACAGUUAACACUCUAGUAUUGGGCUGGUAUUUUGUGGGUUAACCUGAUUUUCAGUGCUGGCUUUGCCAUUUAAUCUUUCAGUUCAAUACCAUAGGAUCCUGGAUGCAGUGGGGAGGAGCCUUUGGUAGUUGCUUGAUAUCUCCAUGUGAAAUUGGUCACUUCUCUCACUAAGUUGUAUCAAAGUGCAGACUGCUUGUCUAGAUAAAAGAAUCUUGAGACUUUGACAUCAUGCAGUUUAAGAGUGAAUCACAUUUUCAUAGUAAGUUCUGACUGGAAAAAAAAAAGACUAAAAAAUGUUAAGCCAGAGCCCUCUGGGCAUCUGGUGCCUUUAACAAAAACUGUCAUUUUGUAAAAUGUCACAUCUAUAGCAUAGCCCGUAUGUUUUCUAUUGGUUUUUGUUUGGUUUUUUUUGUACAGAUGUAAAUUCAAAAUAUUCUGUCUUUGGGUACGUAUUUUCAGUGUAAUACAGUAUGUAUAAUAAAAAAUUUAGAUUUUCUAAGGAA
Messenger RNA from Pyrgilauda ruficollis (rufous-necked snowfinch), 9145 nucleotides. It is a transcript of the gene NELFA, whose product is annotated as negative elongation factor complex member A. NCBI's taxonomy places the organism in Eukaryota, Metazoa, Chordata, Aves, Passeriformes, Passeridae. Gene Ontology annotation, cellular component: NELF complex. The transcript has 12 exons. The coding region runs from base 122 to 1741 and encodes 539 amino acids. Gene Ontology annotation, biological process: negative regulation of transcription elongation by RNA polymerase II. The record is from RefSeq and is a predicted model, not a curated record.